Linum trigynum is the source of this 2602-nucleotide messenger RNA. The record is from the annotation of a GenBank genome assembly. Lineage: Eukaryota; Viridiplantae; Streptophyta; Magnoliopsida; Malpighiales; Linaceae.
UCAUCCAACCAAAACACACUACAAUACACAUAGUUUCCCCAACAAAAGACCAUUUCCAAAAUGGCCACCAUCAUUUGGCCUCACCACUUCAUCAUGUUCACUGUGGCCGCCGCUCUACUCGUCACCAAUGUCGCCGGAGAUCAUCACCUUGAUGGAUACACACCUCCGGCUCCUUAUGCUCACAAAUCAUGGCCGCCGCCGCCUCCACAUGCUUAUUAUUACAAGUCCCCCCCGCCGCCGUCUCCCCACUGGCCAGUGCCGUCGCCGCCUCCACCUUAUGACCCUUGGUCACCACCUCCACCUCCUCCUUCAUGGUCGCCGCCGCCUCCUUCAUGGUCAUCGUAUCCACCUCCUCCGUACAAAUACAAGUCUCCGCAUCACCCGUCAUGGUCAUCGCCGCCACCGCCUUCUUCUCAUCAUGCUUAUGAGCCUGGCCAUGAUUAUGAAAAAUCUCCACUGCCUCUUCUUGCUCACAACAAUUACUACAAACACAAAUCUCCUCCACCGCCACCGCCGCCUCACGUCAAGAAGGAUCCUCAUCGCAAAUCUCCUCCGCCACCUUAUCACAAACACAAAUCACCAUGGAUGCAUCACUCCCCGCCACCUCCUUACCAUCACUAGAGACCGAACACGAUCGAUUUCCAGAUCAAAUAUGAGAGAUCUACAUUCACUUAAGAAAGUUAUAUGUUAUAAGUUCAUGCAUUAAAGGUACUAUAUACGUGCCAUAGAGUGAAAAAUAAGCAAUGUAAUGGUUACAAAAACUUUACUUUUUGGGGUUUCUUUGUUUUGUUUGUUUGUUUGUUGAAGUCUUUAAUAUAGAGUUAGAUCGUCCUCUAGUGAUGCUCUUUAUCAUGAUUCGAAUGUUGUACCUCAUUCCCCUUAGUUCUCAUUUGCAAUUAAUACAAGUACCAAACCGUUAUUAGCUCUCUCUAAUCUAUCUUCCUGUUUCUUAAGAACUAGAAGUUCCCGGGCAGGAAAGACACAAAUCAAGACCCAUUUUUUCCCAUUAACAUAGAUAGUAUAUAUAGCCGACAACUAACCGCCAAUGUACUUUAGAUAAAUAUCCAUGUAUGUAUUAACGUACUAAACAUGUUUAAAACUCAUCUAACUCUUUUUUUCUUCCCCUUGUUUGUUUGAUGUUUCACGUACUAACAUACUUAUAGAACAUGUUUAAUACAUGUUUUAAGGAAUUAAAUUGAAAAUUUAACAAUUUAUAUAUUUUAUAUUCACAUAUAUCAUAAAUGUCUAAUAUUUAAUAACCCAUGCCAAAAUCUUAAACAUACUAUUAUGCUAAAAUGACGUGUAAAAAUCCAGACAUGUAUAUCACAUAUUAACAAAUAUCACUAGAAAUUAAUUAUGAAUUCGUAUACCACUCUCCAAUAGCUAGUCAAAUUUUUAUUUAAGGUGGGUAAAGUUAUUAACUUUUACAAUGAUGCAUGCCAUGCUUUAUAAGCUAAAGUAGUAAGAAUGUCAUCAGUAUACCAGUCUAAAGUUCGUUAGUACUUUACCAGUAGCUUGUGUUCUAGUUGUGGCGUACACGUGGAAUUACUAUAUAAAGUAAAGUCUCAGCUCUUUAUUUCGUCAAAAUUGGUUAUGUAAGUGAAUUUAGUUAAUUCCACACGUGAUAAUGCAUUUUUUUUAUUAAUAAUAACUGUCGCCAACUCAGUAAAAACGUAAUUCUACGUACAUUUUGUGUAUUUCUAAAAAAGUGUCUAUUAUUGCCUUAAAUUCGAUAGUUAUGACUAUACAAGUGUAUUAUUUCAGCUAACGUAUUAACAUUAAUUGAUUUAUAGAAUAUCUUGAGUUUCCAAUACAUACACAUUUUUAUUGUCAUAUUGGAUAUAGUGAACUGAAAACAAAAUGGGCGCAGUAAUUAAUGGAAUAAUUAAGGGGAAAUUAAUUAAGCUCUUGAAUAAUUAUAGUUAGAUUUGAUAUGUUUAUGUUGCCCGAUUUCCUUUAAUCACUUUCCAACUUAAGCUUUAUCGCUUGACUGUUCUAACUAGUUAUUGAAUGGUGCCGGUUGGUCAUUUCAUAGUUAAGGUAUAAACGGCGAUCAUGAAUCAAACAAAUAUGGGAGCGACGAUGGUUCCUAUGCAUGGACAUGGUUCACGACGUUGGACCCUUUCAAAGUAUAUUAUGGUACGAUGGGUUAUAUGUAUAAUAUGUUCCUCUACUAUGAUGUUUUAUCAAAAUUGUCUUUUUAUUAUUUUUUACAUCAAACAUGCCCCUGUACUUUGUAAAAAUGAUCAAACAUGCCCUUUUGUUUAAAUUUUCAUCCAAAAAUCAUUAACUAAGGUCGAACUUUGGUCUGGGUGGCACAAAUGUCUAAAAUAUCCCUAAUAAUUUUACUUUAGAAUUUUCUUGUUCUUUUGUAUAGCCAAAUAAUUCAAAUAAUUUCACUUUGAAGAGACCCAGAGAAAUAAAACGGGAGACAAAACUGACAUCAUCGCUCCCAUUUGUCGAUGCCGGGUCGUCUAAAUUUCGGUUCAACCAUGAUUGACGAUUUUUUCAAUGGAAAUUUUGAUAGAAGGAUAUGUUUGAUAAUUUUUUCAAAGUACAGGAUCAUGUUUGAUGUAAAAAAUAGUAAAUGACAUGUUUGAUA